UAUAAUGUUAGAGAAACCUCCAUCGAUGUUUGUAUGUGGCCAUUUGGUUUGGAAGGUGAAGAGGGGUUAGCGAGGUACUGCAUCGCGCGAAGCGAAGAUGAUGAUAGAUUUGGGUCCGUUCUCGAACGAGAACUUCGAUCCCAAGAAAUGGAUCAACUCAGCGAGUCAAACUCGCCACCCUCAGGAAUCGUUGGAUAAACACCUCGUCGAUCUUGAGAUGAAGCUCCAGAUGCUCUCUGAGGAAAUCGCCUCCUCUCUCGAGGACCAAAGCUCCUCCGCUCUCCUCCGCGUCCCCCGCGCCACUCGCGAUGUCAUCCGCCUCCGCGACGACGCCGUUUCUCUCCGCUCCGCCGUCUCCGCCAUCCUCCUUAAGCUCAAGAAGGCAGAGGGUUCAUCAGCUGAAUCUAUAGCGGCACUUGCGAAAGUAGAUGUUGUCAAGCAAAGGAUGGAAACUGCUUAUGAAACGUUGCAGGAUGCUGCUGGAUUAACUCAAUUGAGUUCGACGGUGGAAGAUGUGUUUGCUAGUGGUGAUCUCCCUCGCGCGGCGGAAACUCUGGCUAACAUGAGGCAUUGUUUGUCUGCGGUCGGGGAGGUGGCUGAAUUUGCCAACAUAAGAAAGCAACUUGAAGUCUUGGAGGAUAGGCUAGACAUGAUGGUGCAGCCUCGUCUUACAGAUGCAUUAUCCAAUCGCAAGGUUGAUGCUGCUCAAGAUUUGCGAGGAAUUCUCAUAAGAAUUGGAAGGUUUAAGUCUCUGGAAUCACAAUAUGCAAAGGUUCAUCUGAAACCAAUAAAGCAGCUUUGGGAAGAUUUUGUGUCAAGGCAACGAGCUAAUAAGUCUGCAAAUGAGAAGAACGAAAUGGAGAGGAUAUCAAGUGGCGGUGAUUUUCAUUCAGCUUCACCUACAAUAUCAUUUUCCAGUUGGUUACCAAACUUUUAUGACGAGCUACUACUCUAUCUUGAACAAGAAUGGAAAUGGUGUAUGGUUGCUUUUCCUGAAGAUUAUAAAACUCUAGUCCCAAGGCUACUAAGUGAGACCAUGGUGGCUAUAGGUUCCAGUUUCAUAUCGCAUAUCAACCUUGCCAUUGGAGAGGCUGUUCCAGAAACAAAAGCACUGGCUAAAGGUAUAUUUGAUAUUUUAUCUGGAGAUAUGCAAAAGGGUAUUAAGAUUCAGACAAAGCAUCUGGAGGUCUUGAUCGAAUUACACAAUAUGACGGGGACCUUUGCUAGGAAUAUUCAGCACUUAUUUUCUGGUUCUGAUGUACGGGUUUUAAUGGAUGUGCUGAAAGCUGUAUACAUGCCAUAUGAAUCAUUUAAACAGAGGUACGGACAAAUGGAGCGUGCCAUUCUCUCCUCUGAAAUUGCGGGAGUAGAUUUAAGAGGAGCUGUAAUUAGAGGGGUGGGAGCCCAAGGAGUUGAACUCAGUGAAACGGUUCGCAGAAUGGAGGAGUCUAUUCCCCAAGUUAUCAUACUUCUUGAAGCAGCUGCAGAGAGAUGCAUCAGCUUCACUGGAGGUUCUGAGGCUGAUGAGCUAAUUCUUGCCCUUGAUGACAUAAUGUUACAAUAUAUUUCCACUUUGCAAGAAACUCUCAAGUCAUUAAGAACUGUCUGCGGUGUGGAUUAUGGUGGUGAUACUGUAAAGAAGGAGAUGGAAAAGAAGGACGGACACCAAAAUGCUCGAAGAGUUGAUUUGAGCUCAAGUGAGGAGGAAUGGUCCAUGGUCCAGGGGGCAUUGCAGAUCCUUACCGUUGCAGAUAGUUUGACAAGCAGAUCUUCUGUCUUUGAAGCAUCUUUAAGAGCUACUCUCGCUAGAUUGAGCACAACUCUAUCCUUCUCAGUAUUUGGUUCAAGUUUAGACCAAAACCAAACUAUAAAUGAUAAUGAAGAUGGGGACCUGUCGGUUGGUGGAAGGGCUGCCUUGGAUUUGGCAACACUGCGGCUGGUUGAUGUGCCUGAGAAAGCCAGGAAGCUUUUUAACCUUUUGAAUCAGUCUAAAGAUCCCCGAUUUCAUGCACUCCCCAUUGCAUCUCAAAGAGUUGCGGCGUUUGCAGACACAGUUAAUGAACUUGUAUAUGAUGUCCUCAUAUCUAAAGUACGACAACGUCUUAGUGAUGUGUCUCGUUUACCAAUUUGGACAUCAGUUGAAGAACAAAGUGCUUUCCCUCUCCCUACCUUCAGUGCAUACCCACAGUCCUAUGUGACUAGUGUUGGUGAAUAUCUUCUUACUUUACCCCAACAAUUGGAGCCACUUGCAGAGGGAAUUAACAGUGAAACCAAUGAUGAAGCGCAGUUCUUUGCAACUGAAUGGAUGUUCAAGGUUGCAGAGGGAGCAACAGCACUUUACAUAGAGCAAUUGCGAGGGAUUCAGAACAUUUCAGAUCGUGGAGCGCAGCAGCUGUCUGUGGAUAUUGAGUAUCUCAGUAAUGUGCUUUCCGCUCUGUCAAUGCCAAUUCCUCCAGUUCUAGCUACAUUUCAAACUUGUCUUUCUACAUCAAGAGACCAGCUAAAAGAUCUUUUGAAGACAGAUUCAGGAAACCAACUUGAUCUACCAACAGCAAACCUUGUGUGUAAGAUGCGGCGAGUGAAUUUAGAUUCAUGAAUGUUCCUUCCUAUCUUCAAGCAAUUGAGCAUUUCCAUCUUCUUCUCCUUUCUAGACAUAUUUUUGUCUUGCAUAGGGCAUUCUUUUACAUCGGCAACACCUACUUGUAAUUUUUUUUUUGGAGUGAAUGUAAGUUCUUGCAUAUCAAAUUUGUAAUAGUUUCAGAACGCAUGCAAUCUGCAUAAUAGCUAUAUAUUGUAAAAGAGGAAGAUUAGUAGCAUAACAAUGACUUGAAAGAUCUGAAUAAUAACAAUAAUCUUAUUUAGUAUUUACAAUAUAAAA
Messenger RNA from Lotus japonicus, 2878 nucleotides. Its product is annotated as conserved oligomeric Golgi complex subunit 7. Bases 98 to 2596 code for a protein of 832 amino acids. Lineage: Eukaryota; Viridiplantae; Streptophyta; Magnoliopsida; Fabales; Fabaceae. The record is from RefSeq and is a predicted model, not a curated record. Gene Ontology annotation, cellular component: COG complex. Gene Ontology annotation, biological process: intracellular protein transport; Golgi organization; retrograde vesicle-mediated transport, Golgi to endoplasmic reticulum. The transcript is spliced from 10 exons.